AUGUCGUUCCCUGCGGGUAAAGCGCCCGAGCGCAAAACGUUGUUCAAGAAGGGAAUCGACGCCGAUGAGUCGCGUCGGAGCCGUCUCGAGACGACAGUGCAGAUCCGCAAGACGAUCAAAGAGGACCGUAUCAACCAGCGCCGUCGAAUGGCGCCGGAGGACAGCAGAGCGGCGGCUACUCCCGCCGCGGAUGAUGCAGCGGGCGAGCUGACGCUUGCUCAGCGGCUGUCGGAGCUGCCGCAGAUGGUCGCGGGCGUGCAGUCGAGUGACGCGGCUGUCCAACUCGAAGCAGUGACCAAGUUCCGCAAGCUCUUGUCGAUCGAGCGUAAUCCGCCGAUCAAGGAAGUGAUUGACACUGGGGUCGUGCCUACGUUUGUGCAAUUUCUCCAGCGCGAGGAUUUUCCCACGCUGCAGUUUGAAGCUGCCUGGGCUUUGACAAACAUUGCAUCGGGCACCUCUGUAGACACCGAGGUCGUGAUCAAUCAUGGUGCUGUGCCUAUUUUCUGCCAGCUUUUGCUAUCAACAAACGAUGACGUGCGCGAGCAGGCUGUGUGGGCUCUUGGAAACAUUGCCGGUGACUCUAUCGAGUGCCGUGACAUGGUUCUGCGCUGCGGUGCCCUGCGUCCACUCAUGCAGCAGUUGACAGAGAACUCGAAGCCGACGAUGCUUCGUAACGCUACGUGGACACUGUCAAACUUUUGCCGGGGCAAGCCACAGCCGCAGUUUGAGCUCGUGGCGCCCGCGCUCCCGACUCUGGGCCAGCUCAUUUACACCCACGACGAGGAAGUGCUGACGGACGCGUGCUGGGCACUGUCUUACCUGUCAGAUGGCUCGAACAAGAAGAUCCAAGCUGUGAUUGAAGCUGGUGUCUGCCGGCGGAUCGUCGAAUUGCUGAUGCACCACUCUUUUUCCGUGCAGACGCCUGCUCUGCGUACGGUCGGUAACAUCGUGACUGGCGACGACUUGCAGACACAGGUCAUUAUCAAUCUGAAUGCGUUGCCGUGCCUCCGUGCGCUUUUGGAAAGCCCGAAGAAGGGAAUCCGAAAGGAGGCUUGCUGGACACUGUCCAACAUCACGGCUGGCAACCAAGAGCAAAUCCAGUUUAUCAUGAUGGCCGACAUUUUCCCUACCCUCAUUGGAUUCCUGUCCACGGCUGAGUUUGAUAUCCGCAAAGAAGCGGCGUGGGCAGUGUCGAAUGCCACGUCGGGUGGAUCAGUCGAGCAGAUCAUGCACCUUGUUAGUCUUGGGUGCAUAAAACCGUUGUGCGACCUCCUGGAGGUGAAGGAUGCGAAGGUUGUGAUUGUGGCUCUCGAGGGCCUCGAGAACAUUUUGCGAGCGGGCGAGCAGCAGAAGACGAACGACAUCAACGACGUUGCAACGAUGAUUGACGAGGCGGAUGGCGUGUCCAAGAUCCAGGCUUUGCAGUACCAUGCCAACGAAGACAUUUACGUCAAGUCCAUGAAAAUCGUUGAAGCAUACUUCAACGGCGAGGAAGAUGCGGAAGAUAGCCUAGCGCCCGACGCGGAUGCAAACGCACAGCAGUUCCAGUUCGGCACAUCGUCCGACCAGCCGACCAUGUUCCAGUUCGGCCAGAACUAA
Messenger RNA from Hyaloperonospora brassicae, 1599 nucleotides. The record is from the annotation of a GenBank genome assembly. NCBI's taxonomy places the organism in Eukaryota, Oomycota, Peronosporomycetes, Peronosporales, Peronosporaceae.